CCUGGCUUGGAGAGCGAUGAUUGGCCGAGUUCUAGGACGAGGCGGAGCGAAAGGGGGCGCGUCAAGUCCCUCCCGGCGCAGCGAAACCUUAGCUCGCGAGAUUUUGUUGGUUCCGCAUUUCGGGUCUGCGAGGUGGGGUAGGCGGGCAAAGCGGGCGCCGAGGUUUGCAAGGGCUCGCAGCGGCCAGAAACCCGGCUCCGAGCGGCGGCGGCCCGGCUUCCGCUGCCCGUGAGCUAAGGACGGUCCGCUCCCUCUCGCCAGCUCCGAAUCCUGAUCCAGGCGGGGGCCAGAGGCCCCUCGCCUCCCCUCUGAGGACCGAAGAUGAGCUUCCUCUUCAGCAGCCGCUCUUCUAAAACAUUCAAACCAAAGAAGAAUAUCCCUGAAGGAUCUCAUCAGUAUGAACUCUUAAAACAUGCAGAAGCAACUCUAGGAAGUGGGAAUCUGAGACAAGCUGUUAUGUUGCCUGAGGGAGAGGAUCUCAAUGAAUGGAUUGCUGUGAACACUGUGGAUUUCUUUAACCAGAUCAACAUGUUAUAUGGAACUAUUACAGAAUUCUGCACUGAAGCAAGCUGUCCAGUCAUGUCUGCAGGUCCGAGAUAUGAAUAUCACUGGGCAGAUGGUACUAAUAUUAAAAAGCCAAUCAAAUGUUCUGCACCAAAAUACAUUGACUAUUUGAUGACUUGGGUUCAGGAUCAGCUUGAUGAUGAAACUCUUUUUCCUUCUAAGAUUGGUGUCCCAUUUCCCAAAAACUUUAUGUCUGUGGCAAAGACUAUUCUAAAGCGUCUGUUCAGGGUUUAUGCCCAUAUUUAUCACCAGCACUUUGAUUCUGUGAUGCAGCUGCAAGAGGAGGCCCACCUCAACACCUCCUUUAAGCACUUUAUUUUCUUUGUUCAGGAGUUUAAUCUGAUUGAUAGGCGUGAGCUGGCACCUCUUCAAGAAUUAAUAGAGAAACUUGGAUCAAAAGACAGAUAAAUGUUUCUUCUAGAACACAGUUACCCCCUUGCUUCAUCUAUUGCUAGAACUAUCUCAUUGCUAUCUGUUAUAGACUAGUGAUACAAACUUUAAGAAAACAGGAUAAAAAGAUACCCAUUGCCUGUGUCUACUGAUAAAAUUAUCCCAAAGGUAGGUUGGUGUGAUAGUUUCCGAGUAAGACCUUAAGGACACAGCCAAAUCUUAAGUACUGUGUGACCACUCUUGUUGUUAUCACAUAGUCAUACUUGGUUGUAAUAUGUGAUGGUUAACCUGUAGCUUAUACAUUUACUUAUUAUUCUUUUACUCAUUUACUCAGUCAUUUCUUUACAAGAAAAUGAUUGAAUCUGUUUUAGGUGACAGCAUAAUGGACAUUAAGAAUUUCCAUCAAUAAUUUAUGAAUAAGUUUCCAGAACAAAUUUCCUAAUAACACAAUCAGAUUGGUUUUAUUCUUUUAUUUUAUGAAUAAAAAAUGUAUUUUUCAGUAUCCUUGAGAUUUAGAACAUCUGUGUCACUUCAGAUAACAUUUUAGUUUCAAGAUUGUAUGGUAGUGUUUUUAUAGAUAAGAUACGUGUAUUUUUUCAAAAUUCAUGAUUGCAGUUUAAAUCAUCAUAUGACGUGUGGGUGGGAGCAACCAAAGUUAUUUUUACAGGGACUUUAUUUUUUGAUCUUUAUUUGAGAUUGUUUUCAUAUCUAUCUAAAUUAUUAGGAGUGUGUGUAUCAGAAGUAAUUUUUUAAUGUCUUCUAAGGAUGGUCUUCCAGGCUUUUAAACUGAAAAGCUUAAUUCAGAUAGUAGCUUUUGGCUGAGAAAAGGAAUCCAAAAUAUUAACAAAUUUAGAUCUCAAAACCACUAUUUUUAUUAUUUCAUUAUUUUUCAGAGGCUUUAAAAUUCUGGAUAAGAGAAUGGAGGAAAAUACUCAGAGUACUUGAUUAUUUUAUUUCCUUUUAUUAAAAAAUUACUUCUAUGUUUUUAUUGUCUCUUGAGCCUUAGUUAAGAGUAGUGUAGAAAUGCAUGAACUUCAUCCUAAUAAGGAUAAAACUUAAGGAAAACCACAAUAAACCAUGAAGGUGUACACAUCUUAUAACACAGGUAAAGUUUUGGUGUGCUACCUAUUCUUGAGAGAGUGAGUGUAUGUGUUUAAAGGAAACAAAAUGGCAGAAAUAAGUUUUUAAAAAAUCCUCAUUUUGUUAAUAUUCAAAAGAUGGACUGAGCUUCCACUUGGGUUUUAUCUUGUUUUAAUUGUUUUUGUAUCAAAACUUGAAAUUCCUCUAUUUCUAUUGGGAUAUAAAAACCUUCCCCUUCAGUGAAGAAAACAUUUAUUUUUUAUUUGAUUCCUAGGAUUUAGUAAACUCUAGCUGUCUAAAUAAUUACUUAGAAACUCCAUUUUAAAUAAUCAUUUCCUAGAAAUUCUUAAAUAUAUACAGAAUUUUAAAGAAAACAUUUCAUCUGAUUUAGUUAGCAUCCACAUAUCAUUGAGGAAUUAAAGUGUGGGACAGUCAUUAUGAAAAAAAAGAGAGAAAAGCCCUCUAUUAGACAUUCCACAAUCCAUGUUUUAAGCUUAUCCAAAGGUCCAAAUGUCAGCCAUUCUGUAUGUUCAUGUUGAUCAUUUGCGAACAAGAAAGCAGGUUUCUAGGUAUCACUUAGGAUGUGAACUGCCUCUCAACUUUAAACCCUGUUGGCUUUACUUUUUUAAGUCCACAAGUGAUGAAACUAGUUUCUCAGCUAGGCUUGUACUUUCCUCAUUAUUUCUAGUAUUUCAAAUAUUCUCAAACAAAAGAGUUACCACUUUUCUCCAUUUAUUUUCAGUUAUGGAAAUGUUCCCUCUCUUCACCACUAAGCUCCAAAGCAAAUGAAAGACGAUCACAUAUCAGGACAGUAGUAAAGGCAGCUUAUAAAUGGGACAUAAAUCAGAGAUGUGUUGGUAUUUUGAGACUCAGACUGUCCUUUUUUAAAAUAAAAAUAAAAACAUUACCAGGUUCCCAAGCCAAUCUGGCUUAACCAACAGUGCACUGAAAUAUUAGUGUUUACCUCCAAGUCUAGGGAGCCAAGGGGAGGAGGAGAAUUGGAGGAAGGGGAGAUAAUGGGAAGAGGAUGGCGCCUUCCUGAGUUGGCUAGAGGGCCAACCUUUGAUAACAGUUUGACGAAAUCAAUCUUUUUUUUUUUUUUUUUUUUUUUUUUUUUUUUUGAGACAGAGUCUCACUCUGUCACCCAGGCUGGAGUACAGUGGUGGGAUCUCGGCUCACUGCAAGCUCUGCCUCCCAGGUUCAUGCCAUUCUCCUGCCCCAGCCUCUCCUGAGUAGCUGGAACUACAGGUGCCCGCCACCACGCCCAGCUAAUUUUUUCUAUUUUUAGUCACGCCUGGCUAAUUUUUUGUAUUUUUAGUAGAGAUGGGGUUUCACCGUGUUAGCCAGGAUGGUCUCCAUCUCCUUACCUCGCAAUCCGCCCGCCUCAGCCUCCCCAAGUGUUGGCAUUACAGGCGUGAGCCACAGUGCCCGGCCUAUAGAAAUCAAUCUUUUUGACUCUUCUCACUUUUAUCUCCCCAUGCCCAAGGUUUGCCUGUUCCAUAAUACUCACUCCCUUCCCCCUUGCUAAUCAGAAGCCAUCUCCUCUCAGUAUCUGAUCUCUGCUCUUCAUACAUGAUUACAUUCAUGGGGUAGAGAGUGCUUGCUAAAUUAUGCAGCUAAUCCUAUGGUGCUUUAAUUUUCAGGCCUUCAAAAAACACUUGUACAGUGAUGUGCAGAUUUUUAAACAGUUGAACUUCCUUGUACUACAGUUUUUGUAUUGACAGCCAAAUUUGUCUUUCAUUCUUCAGAUUGUGAAUAAAGUGAUUUUUACAGGGCUUCCAGCAAAGUAUUUCCUUUCAUCUAAGGCUUGUAGAACCCUAGCUUAUAUAGCUGCUUACAUGAGAAAUGCAAAAUCUGUAUUCACCAUGACUUUAGUAACAAAGGUAAAGUUUUUUAGUAGUGCCAAGGCAAGAAGAACAAUCUUGGUGGUAGUACUAAGUUUUGUCAAUAUUGUGGUUUCCUGAUUGUAUUAUUGGCUUUCUCUCUGAGCAUUGAGGUAUACUAGAAGUAGAGCUUCUCAAACAUAAUAUCAUUACCUCAUAAGCAUUAACAAAUCAGGCCCAAAGAGCGUAAGUCCUAGAAAUUUGUUUUUAAGCAGCCCUAGUCAUGGUGCUGGUGCUACCGCCUUGUUUUAGGAGCCUGCCUCCUGUCAGUAUGAAACCCUCACCUGAAAAAUGCCAGCCUGGACACCAAACACUGAGCCCCUUCAACAGGCACAUUAUUUCCCCCUGAGAUCCAUAAGGGGAUUUAGUUUCUACUGUUGUAGAGUUCUGAAAAGAGGUAAAAUAGUAGUCCUUUGGUCAUCCUAUUUUUGCUUUCAAUUUUGAUAUUUCAGACUGUAAAAGGCCUUGGGGGAUGAUAGUACAUGUGGUAGCAGUAAUUUUUUUGAAGCAACUGCACUGACAUUCAUUUGAGUUUUCUCUCAUUAUCAGAUUCUAUUCCAAACAAGUAUUCUGUAGAUCCAAAUGGAUUACCAGUGUGCUACAGACUUCUUAUUAUAGAACAGCAUUCUAUUCUACAUCAAAAAUAGUUUGUGUAAGUUAGUUUUGGUUACCAUCUAAAAUAUUUUUAAAUGUUCUUUACAUAAAAAUUUAUGUUGUGUUUUAAUAUCCUUAGGGGCUUUAUCUAUUUUUCUAAGUCAGUUAACUGUACUUCUAAAAAAAGUAUUUUGUAUCUACUUUUGUAACUUCGUCAGAAUAAAAUAUAUUGAAAGCAAGAAA
This is a messenger RNA of Gorilla gorilla gorilla (western lowland gorilla), 4754 nucleotides long. RefSeq names its product MOB kinase activator 1A (gene MOB1A). The transcript is spliced from 6 exons. The record is from RefSeq and is a predicted model, not a curated record. NCBI's taxonomy places the organism in Eukaryota, Metazoa, Chordata, Mammalia, Primates, Hominidae. The coding region runs from base 322 to 972 and encodes 216 amino acids.